Molecule: messenger RNA, 2653 nt
Organism: Trematomus bernacchii (emerald rockcod)
Lineage: Eukaryota; Metazoa; Chordata; Actinopteri; Perciformes; Nototheniidae
Product: pyridoxal kinase-like
Exons: 11
Coding region: 255-1178 (307 amino acids)
Biological process (GO): pyridoxal 5'-phosphate salvage
Cellular component (GO): cytosol
Molecular function (GO): pyridoxal kinase activity
Source: RefSeq, a predicted model, not a curated record
UCCGGGUACUUUGUGACUCCACAGCCUCUCUAUUCUGUCUUCAUGCACCAGUGAGCGAGUCUCAUAGGAAUGAACGGAGCUCCGCCUCUCUCUCUUUUCUCGUCCAUGGUUACAAACACCACUCUCAUCCACACACACAGCGGGUUAGCCUCGGUUAGCUUAGCUUCUCCAAACCGGUUGUGUGAUUUGUUUCUCCGAUGUGUUGCCGGGAUCCUCGUUGAAGUAACGGAUUGAUCUGCCUCCCCUCCUCGGCCAUGGAGUGCCGUGUCCUGUCCAUACAGAGCCAUGUAGUCCGGGGGUAUGUGGGCAACAAGAGCGCCUCUUUCCCAUUGCAGGUUUUAGGGUUUGAGGUGGACUCCAUCAACUCUGUGCAGUUCUCCAACCAUACAGGUUACUCUCACUGGAGGGGUCAGGUUCUGACGGCCGAUGAGCUCCACGUUCUGUACGAAGGAAUCAAACUGAACAACGUGCACAAGUACGACUACGUGUUAACAGGGUACACCAGAGACACGUCCUUCCUGGAGAUGGUGGUGGAUAUCGUCCAGGAGCUGAAGAGAGCAAACCCCAACCUGGUGUACGUGUGUGACCCUGUCCUCGGGGACCAUGGAUCUAUGUACGUCCCUCAGAACCUGUACCCGGUCUACAAGAACAAAGUGGUUCCUGUGGCGGACAUCAUCACCCCCAACCAGUUUGAGGCUGAAUUGUUGACGGGGAAAACCAUCACCACGGAGAAAGACGCUGUGGAGGUGAUGGACCUGCUUCACGCCAUGGGUCCCGACACGGUGGUCAUCACGUCCUCCGACCUCCCCUCCAGACUGGGGGAUCGCUUCCUGGUGUCUCUGGGCAGCCAGCGCCACGUGCGUCCGGACGGCAGCAGGAAGACGCAGCGAGUCCGGAUAGACGUCCCUAAAGUGGACGCAGUGUUUGUAGGAACCGGAGAUCUGUUUGCUGCGAUGCUGCUAGCGUGGACUCAUCACUACCCCAAAGACCUGAAGAUGGCCUGUGACAAGACGUUUUCAGUGAUGCACCAUGUCAUCAAGAGGACCAUUGCAUACGCUCACGAGUUAGCGGGUCCCGGUCGGAAGCCCAGCCCCCCCCAGCUGGAGCUCCGGAUGGUGCAGAGUAAAGCCGACAUCGAAAACCCCGAUGUAGUCAUGGAGGCCACCAUCAUAUCCUAACAUACCCCCCCACCAUUAUAUCCUAACAGUUCCCCCCUCCCUAUAAGACUCAAAUCAGUCGAUCACUGUAAACUUCAGCACUGACUCCUUUAGUAUCGUGACCCUGUCGUCCUCCACCCUAAACUCUCUAAGUCCUCCUGUCCUAGACCCUUACCUCCUAAACCCUAACCCCCUUACCUCCUACACCCUAACCCCCCCUGUCAGAGCCAUGGACAGACAGCCUCACUGCUGACUGUAUUUAUGCAACUCAAAGUGCUUUUCAAAAAUUCUGAGAAAAAGUGAGAAAUAUAAAUUAUGAAAAAAAGUCAAAACCUUGAAAAAAGUAAAUAUUCUGAGAAAGAAGUCAAGAUCUGAAAUAAAGUCAAAAUUAUCAGAAAAAGUCAAAAACUGAGAAAACACAAUGAAUGAAGUCAGAAAUAUGAAUUGAGAGAAAAAAAGUUUAAGAAACGAAAAAAAUUCAAAAUGAUGAGAAAAAAAAUCUAUUUCUAAGAAAAAAAGUUAAAAACCAGGAAAAAUUCAGAAUGUGAGAAAAAAGUCAAAAUCUUUGAACAAAAUCUGGAUCUGGAAGAAAAGUCAGAAUUCGGAGGAAAAAGUAAAAUACCUGGAAAAAAGUGAAAAGUCUGGAAAAAAAAGUAAAAUUCUUCGUUUUUAAUAAUCUGUUUUUAAAAAGCCAAGAUAAUUCAAAUAAAAAAGCUCGUAAAACGGGUUUAAAUAAGUAGAGUCAGAGUGUAACACAAAACAUGCCAUGAAUAUAUAUUCUUAAAUACAAAAUAUGAGGGUGAUCCUGUUUAAUUAAUUUCAGAAAACUAGAGGAUUUUUUUCACCUGCUCCUGAUUUCAAAUGCCAAGAAAAUAACCAUUAAUUUGACUUUCUUCACAAUUUAAAAAGAUCUGAAGUUUCUGAGGGAAAGACAGACUGAGAUGUAAGGAGCAGAAUGGAUGAACUAAUAAUCCAUAGUGCGCUUGUUGACUAAAUCAAACCAAUUUGGCUUUAUAUUAUUGGCUAUAAUUACAUUUCCAGACAAAUACUUAAUAUAAAUGUCCCUUUAUCUGCUCUUAUAUAACCAUCAUGCAUCCCUCAGCCCAUUCACUGAGUGUCCUGCCUUUAAUUAAUUCAAUAUAAACCACUGAAUUGCUCUUUAACUGCCAUUCACAGUACUAAUCAGCACUAAUUGAUCCCUCACUGUCUCUCCAUGGCUCCGCCCCCUCCCAGUCUUACAGCAGUGAUGUAAUGGUGACCAAGUCUAACCCCGUUGAAAACAUAACAAAGAAAAAAAAAAAACGCACAAUGUAUAGUUGAUGUGUAGAUGUUGUACUAUAGCUGUUAUUGGACCGUCUGUGUGGAAUGGGACCUGUCUAUUGGACCAUUGUGUUGAUGCUACUGUUCUAAUGACCACAAUAUCAAACACAUCCGGGCCGGGUCCGGCACCGCCUUAGUGAUAAGUAACUGUUUAAUAUUCAUUGUGUGUAGAAGAA